Pristis pectinata (smalltooth sawfish) is the source of this 2715-nucleotide messenger RNA. Its product is annotated as surfeit locus protein 4-like. The transcript has 6 exons. Gene Ontology annotation, cellular component: endoplasmic reticulum-Golgi intermediate compartment; endoplasmic reticulum; membrane. The record is from RefSeq and is a predicted model, not a curated record. NCBI's taxonomy places the organism in Eukaryota, Metazoa, Chordata, Chondrichthyes, Rhinopristiformes, Pristidae. Bases 264 to 1076 code for a protein of 270 amino acids. Gene Ontology annotation, biological process: Golgi organization.
GGUCCGCGCUUGCAGGCCGACUAACACUCGCUCUUACACGUUCGCUUUCUCCCCCCCACCCCAUACGUCACAGACGGUUUCUCUCCUUCGCGUCCGCUUCGAUGUCUGCUCUCCCGCUGGAUUCCCCCCGCGCGCACCCGGCACGCGUGACCGCGCUCCCCGCUACUGACGUGGCAGUGGGGCUGGAGCCCCGCCCCCUCCGCCCGGCGGCCCCGCCCCCUCGCGAGCCCGAGCGCCGAGAGUGAGCGGGAGGCGGCAGCGACAUGGCGGCUCUGACUGAUAUCAUGGGGACCGCCGAGGACCUCGCCGACCAGUUUCUGCGAGUAACAAAGCGUUUCCUGCCUCACGUUGCGCACUUGUGUCUGAUCAGCACAUUCCUGGAAGAUGGGAUUCGCAUGUGGUUCCAAUGGAGUGAUCAGCGGGAUUACAUCAGCACCAGCUGGCACUGUGGGGCCUUCUUUGGCACUCUGUUUGUUUUGGUUAACAUGAUCGGGCAGCUUGGUGGUUGCAUCCUAGUGCUGACUCGGAAGUUUGUGCCUUAUGCUUGCUGUGGUCUAUUUUCACUCAUUGUAUUGCAGACGAUUGCAUACAGUAUUCUCUGGGACUUCAAAUUCCUAAUGAGGAGUCUUGCACUUGGAGGUGGCUUGCUACUGCUCUUGGCUGAAUCUCGAUCAGAAGGGAAAACCAUGUUUGCAGGUGUGCCUACCAUGGGUACUAAUUCCCCACGUCAGUACAUGCAGCUGGGCGGUCGCGUCCUACUUGUCCUGAUGUUUAUGACUUUGUUGCACUUCUCCCUUGAUGCACUAAUGAUUCUUCAAGACAUUGUUGGCACUACCUUGAUAAUUCUCGUGGCCAUUGGUUUCAAGACUAAGUUGGCUGCUCUCACACUGGUCAUUUGGCUCUUUGUGUUGAAUGUGAUUCAGAAUCCUUUCUGGCGCGUUGCAGUUUACAGUCCCCUGCAUGACUUCUUAAAGUAUGACUUUUUCCAAACCAUGUCUGUAAUUGGAGGCCUUCUCUUAGUUGUAGCACUGGGGCCUGGUGGAGUCUCGAUGGACGAACAUAAAAAGAAGUGGUGAUGGGAUCCUGAGAAGAGAAAAAAAUAUAUAUAUAUAUUUGUGUAAUUUUUUUAAUUAUUUUUACUACCGUAAAGUUUCUUCGUCUGAAGCUUAAUUUUUUUCAUCAGAUUUCUUUCAUGUGAAAUUUAAAAACCACACAUCCAUUUUCGUUUCCCUGUCAGUAUUUGGGUAUUAAGUCAUGUUUAAAUCGGUGCCAAAAUUUACCAGCAUCAGUUCUGGUACAAGUUUUCUUCACAGAACAUUGUGGUACAGCCAGUACUGUGUGCUGAUUGGCUGAGAGAUAUUUCCUUCCUUCCUCUUCGAUGUUUCAGACAAUGUAUUUAAUGAAUUCUGUAAGCAAGAUGACUUCAUGGGUACUUGGAAUAUUCUCUUAGGUUUAAUAGUAAAAAUGGACAUUGAAGGCACCAUGUCUCAAAUGGGUUAUCUAAACAGGUGGCUCACGCACAUUCCUCAAUCUUGGACCUUCAUUUCAACUGCUAUCAUAAAUAAAACAACUAUAUCCUUUGAUAAAUUGGUCCAGUUUAUCACGAAUAUCCUAUCGACUGACCGUUUUAAAUGAAAUGACUAUUCAGAUGCUAUAAACCUUAAAACAUGAUACAACUACCUUACUACAAAUUGAAGUGCCUUGCACAGUAAUGUGUUAUUGUUUUGAAUUUUAACUUAGUUCUUAAACAGAAGGCAACUUUAUUCUGUUUGGUGUCACUCCAUGAUAGCACAGCAAAUCUCUGCGUCCUUUUCCCGGCCAGACUGAAGACCAAAUGUUUGUUUUCAUUGUGGUUAAUUAAAUGUCUUUGGCAAGCCAGCACCCAAUGGCUGGAUAAAGGCUGGGCACAAUACCUGUACACUGUGACGGGCUGAACAAGCAGUCAAGUAAUCAACUGGAGCCAAGCUUUGUGUAACUCUUGAACAAUCUUUUACCAGACACUGUACCUAAAAUGCUCAUUAUUUGCUUGUCCUUUACUAACUCCUUAGUUAUAGCCAACCUCUCUUUUCUAUGUGUUGGAGGGCCAAUUAUUUUUAUUGGUCAUAAUUUAGUAGUCAAAUGUUCUGAUAUUUUUGCCACUGCCAUUAGGCAACAAGCAAGUACUAUGGACUGGGUGCAUAGCAGCCUCCCUCCUCUUCUCUCCCAUAUUGGUUUGGAAGUGCCUAUAUUCUGUUAGGUGUCACUCCAUGAUAGCACAGCAAAAGUAAAAAUUAGAUAUGUGAGGGAUGUAGUAACUGUGUUUUGACAGCUGUGUGGAGUCACCAAUAAAGUGAGAGGUCUGAUAGUGAUUAAGAUAUUUCAACGCUAGACUUUUCUGGUGACCAGUGGCCCCUGUUGCUGUUGACUUUCUGACUGCAGCUGCAGUAAGAAAGGUUCAGAACAGAGGAAGAGGAGACUGCAGGUUACACAUGUAUGAAAUCAAAGUUGCAAGACAUGCCAAAAUUCAAUGGUUUUGCUCUCUAAAGCCUGCGGUAUUUGCCAAAACCACCUUAUGUAGACAUACAACCAUUUUAUAAAUAGUUUUUAAUGUGUUUAGUACAAAUGUGUCUGAAGAUUCUGCAGCAGUAAAUGUAGGCAGUGCUGACUUUUGAAUGUCUUGACAUUGUGGCUGUAUUUGCAGUUCUGCUGGAUGACAUUAAAUGCAUUGAAAAACUG